Helianthus annuus (common sunflower) is the source of this 1383-nucleotide messenger RNA. RefSeq names its product proline-rich proteoglycan 2-like. The transcript is spliced from 3 exons. The record is from RefSeq and is a predicted model, not a curated record. The coding region runs from base 1 to 1383 and encodes 460 amino acids. NCBI's taxonomy places the organism in Eukaryota, Viridiplantae, Streptophyta, Magnoliopsida, Asterales, Asteraceae.
AUGGAACCAGAACAUAUACAGGAGAACCAAUUCCCAAUCCCGGCAUUUGACCCCAAUGAGAUCCCUAGAAUUCCCGCACCAAACCCUAUAGAGCAGUAUACAACACUGAACCCUUUAGACCCAUGGUGGUAUGACAACAGGUCAAUUCAGGAUAUAUUGGAUAGCCUAUACCCUUACGGAGAACCCAUACCACGUUACCCUGAACCAGUUCCAGCACCAUUACUACCCAUGAACCAAGAAAAUGUGGAAGAAGUUCGCCAAUAUGGUGAAGAGAAGCUUACCAUCAUGCCUCCAAGACUAAGAGGACGUGGCAAGGGUCCCAUGCGUGGAGGACCGUCAACUGCUGGACCAUCUCACAGGCGCACUCCAUCGGUGUCUUUUUCCACCUCCGACUCUCGCGAUAUGUGGGGUCAACCAUUCGAGCCGGAGUCUUACCCGUCCCAUCACUCUUUGCAAUCUCAUUCUUUUCACCACUCUGACUCUCCCUACUCCCCAGGACAGUUUAACCCAGCUGACUACGUUAACGACUUUCUCGGCUACAACCCGUUGGGCCCUGAGGACCAUUUCUCUCAGGAAAUGGAGAUGGAUGAUGACCCUGACCCGGAAAUGCAAACAGGAACCCCGGGCCAACCUAUCAGCAUAUCUACUGGGUCUCCGUUUCUAGGAUCCCCAUAUAGUGGACCUGACUCCUUCCAGGAGAGAAUGGGUACCUAUGAUUGGUAUUUUACCCCUUCUUCCCAUAGCUCUCCAGCCCAACCAUCUUUAGAAGAUCCUCAACUCCAAGCUGUCUCACCACCACCACUUCCGGUGGAAGAGCCGCCACAGCAGCCACCGCAGCCACCUCCCAAGCCUCCGAGGCGAAGGAGGAAUACACGCAUGUCCGUACCAGGAGGACCCCGUUUUAGUUCUCCUCGUGGUUCGAGUCCCUAUCCCCUUAUUCCAGAGGAUCCCCAGUUGGGUGGACCCUCAAAUGCGGCACCGGAGGCUAAUCCUCCGCAAGCUUCUUAUGCACCACCUCAGCCGCCUUCGGGAUUUGAUAAUCCCAUCCCAACGUACCCAGGUUCUACCGGGUACAAUCCUUAUGGGGAACCGUCGGGAUAUCCAUUUGGAUAUGGAACUCACGACCCAUAUCUUACGGCUGCACAGUAUCACCACCUUUAUCCUUCUACUUACCCUCCUAUACCUCCAACUGACUACCCGACUCAGGGUUAUCAGUAUCCUCUGUAUCAUCCACCUCCUCCCCAACAACUACAGCAACAGCAUCAAACUCAAGAGAUCCUAGAGAGGUUGGAUAAGGUUGAACAUAAGACCAAGAAGAACAAAGAAAGGCAUAACAGCUUUAUGAAAGGUCUUGCGAACCUUAUCAAGGGGAAAAAGAAGUAG